ACACUCUCUAGAUACAUGAUGGCCGAGGGAGGCGGACCCGAGCCGGGUGGCGCGGCGGACUCCGACUCGGAGCCGGUAGCCGCUCAAAUGCUAACACCUUCAACCGAAAAUCAAAAGCAGACUAUUGGGUCACUUUUGAAGGCGACUUUAAGAAGGGGAGACGAAUGGUAUCUAAUAGACAGUCGGUGGUUCAAACAAUGGAAGAAGUAUGUUGGAUUUGACAGCUGGGACAUGUUCAAUGUUGGAGAACGUAGCCUCUAUCCAGGACCAAUUGAUAACUCUGGGCUUUUCUCAGACCAGGAGACUCAGGUCCUGAAAGAGCACCUUAUUGAUGAACUGGACUAUGUCCUCGUACCAACUGAGGCAUGGAAAAAACUUGUCUGCUGGUACGGCUGUCUUGAGGGCCAGAGACCUAUCAUCAGGAAGGUUGUUGAACAUGGCAUGUUUGUCAAGCACUGUAAGGUGGAGGUCUAUUUGCUGGAGCUGAACUUGUGCGAGAAUGACAACAUGGACAAUGUUGUCACACGUCAUUUCAGUAAAGCUGAUACUAUAGACACUAUAGAGAAGGAGAUGAGAACGCUGUUCAAUAUCCCAUCAGAGAAGGAGACACGGCUCUGGAACAAAUACAUGAGCAACACCUACGAGCAGCUGAACAAACCAGACAGCACAGUCCAGGAUGCUGGUCUCUUCCAGGGGCAGGUGCUUGUGAUUGAGCGGAGGAAUGAGGAUGGCACAUGGCCCAGACAAGCCUCCCAUCCCAAAUCCAGUACUACCCCAUCCAGGAAUUUCACGACUUCCCCAAAACUCUCCUCCAACUCAACAGCCAGUAUCUCCUCAACAGUAACCAAUGGAGACAGUAGCUGUAGCCCUGGCUACACACUCAACAACAGCACAUCCUCUGGUAACAGAUUGGGGGGCUACAAUUCAUACAGCUCCUCCUACAACUACAGGGAGUCACAGUCACAGCCUGGCCUGUGUGGUCUCAGUAAUUUGGGCAACACGUGCUUCAUGAACUCUGCCCUCCAGUGCCUGAGCAAUGCAUCUACACUCACAGAGUACUUCCUCAAUGACCAAUAUGAGGCAGAGAUUAACCGAGAGAAUCCCCUGGGAAUGAGGGGAGAGAUUGCAGAGGCCUACGCAGAUCUAGUCAAGCAGAUGUGGCUGAGCCGCAGCAGCUACGUGGCCCCACGUACUUUCAAAACCCAGGUCGGACGUUUUGCCCCCCAGUUUUCAGGCUACCAGCAGCAGGACUCCCAGGAGUUGUUGGCGUUCCUGCUCGAUGGGCUCCAUGAAGAUUUAAACCGUGUCAAGAAGAAGCCUUAUCUGGCUGUGAGGGAUGCUGAGGGCCGUGCAGAUGAGACUGUUGCAAAGGAAGCCUGGACAAACCACCGUUUGCGCAAUGACUCCAUUAUAGUUGAUAUUUUCCACGGCCUCUUCAAAUCCACUUUGGUAUGCCCAGAAUGCUCCAUGGUGUCAGUAACCUUUGACCCAUUCUGCUACCUCACACUGCCUCUGCCCAUGAAGAAGGACCGUACUAUGGAAGUUUUCCUGGUGCGAUCAGACCCUCAGUCCAGGCCAACACAGUAUCGAAUGGUGGUCCCCAAACUGGGAACAGUGACCGACCUUUGCAUCGCCUUGUCCAAACUCUGUGGAUUCCCUCAGGAAAACAUGGUGGUGGCUGACGUAUACAAUCAUAGGUUCCAUAAAAUCUAUAGACGGGAUGAUGGUCUCAACCAAAUCAUGGAAAAAGAUGACAUCUUUGUGUAUGAGGUACAGGAAGAGGACAGUGAGAGGAUGAACCUCCCUGUUUAUUUCAGGGAGCGCCACUCCAAGCAUGCAGGAAGUUCCUCAAGCACCAUGCUGUUUGGCCAGCCUUUACUCAUCACCGUGCCCAGACACAACCUCAUAGCAGACGUUCUUUAUGACAAGAUCGUCGAGAGAAUUGGGCGCUAUGUAAAAAAAACCCAGAGCCCCAACAGUGAAAGCAGGCCGUCGGCCUCUGCGUCGGCUUCAGCGUCGGCCUCUACGUCGGCCUCUGCGUCGUCCCCUCCGACAGCCUCAGUGUCAUCCCCAGCGUCGGCCUCGGCGACCGUUGCCAGCUGCAGUCAGGCUCCUGAAUGUUCCACAUCGUCUAGCCUCAAUGCCAGCCUGGGUGGCUGUGGCAGCCCCCUGUCAGACGGGGCCUCGUGCAGUGCCAGUUCCAGUAAUGGCAGCAACCACUCAGAGACCUGCAAUGAAACUAAUGGUUUAUAUGAUGGUGAGGAGGAGGCCAUGGACCACCAGGUGAGUCCCGAGCGAGAGAAUGGCCAGUCCGAAGAGGAUGAAGAAGAGACCUCUGACUUGGAAAAUGGGUCGAAAGGAGCCUCAGCCAAGCAGAGCUCUUCACCAGCCAAGCUCUUCACUUUCAGCAUCGUCAACUCUUACGGAACAGCUAACAUCAGCCCGCUGCCCUGUGAUGGAAAUGUCCUUAAACUGAAUCCACAUUCCACGGUGGCCAUCGACUGGGACGCAGCAUCCAAGAAACUGAGCUAUGAUGAACAGGAAGCCGAGGCCUAUGAGAAGCAUGAGAGCAUGCUCCAGGCCCAAAAGAAGAAAGCCACCGUGGCUCUGAGGGAAUGCAUCGAGCUCUUUACAACAAUGGAGACACUUGGAGAACACGAUCCAUGGUAUUGUCCAACAUGUAAGAAACACCAACAGGCCACCAAAAAGUUUGACUUGUGGUCGCUGCCCCAGAUUUUGGUGGUUCAUCUAAAGCGGUUCUCCUACAACCGGUGUUGGAGGGACAAGCUGGACACAGUGGUGGACUUUCCCAUCAGGGAUCUGAACAUGUCCGAGUUUGUGUGCGAUCCUAAGGCCGGCCCCUUUGUAUAUGACCUCGUUGCCGUGUCCAACCACUACGGAGGAAUGGGAGGGGGUCACUACACUGCUUAUGGCAAGAAUAAAGUGGACGGAAAGUGGUAUUACUUUGAUGACAGCAGUGUCUCCUCUGCCUCAGAGGACCAGAUUGUGACUAAAGCAGCCUAUGUGCUGUUCUAUCAGCGCAGAGACGAGGAAGCCCCCUCCAAACCUCAGCCUUCGGGCUCACUGGGAGGAGCCCCAGAAGCAGCCGAUGACCACAUGGACACAAACUGAGAAGCCCUGAUGCGAAGGGACACGCACUGAAACAUAUAUGGCAAAUUGAGACACUCGGACACACACACAAAGCUACUUUAGUGACAGAGGACUCCACAGACUUAACAUUAUUAACCCAACCUUCCCCGUAUUUUAUUUGAUUUCUGUCUCAAAUGUUGUCAACUAGAGCCAACAGCCGCGUCAGAGAGUGACCUGAGAGACUUCGUCCCUGCAGCAGACGGCCUCCUGAUUUCUGAUCAUAGUUUACUAGUCUGGAACUAAAGAGGAGUAUGGAUAUAGAUCCUCUCACUGGAUGAGCAGAAUGUUAGAAGUGCCCUCAAAUGCGUCGAUAAACAAAUGCUUCUGUUGCCCACAACAGUCAGACAUAUUUAAAAAAGCCAAAUGCACAUGUUUCAACCAAAGCGUUCCAAGGUUUUUAUGAUGAAAUCUAACAACUGUUAAGACAUUAGCAGGGUAUUGGCAUUGUUCCUCGAUGCAUCUCUGAUAAUUUUGCUGAUGUAAAUGCAUACUCUUGACAGUGUGAUGUGCACACAGAACAAUACAUGCCAUGCUUGUUGAAAGAAUCCUGUGACCUUAUUUCAGCUGCGUAAAGUGGAUCACUGAUGGGCAGAUCCAAACCACAGAGGGGUGUCUUGUCUCAAGGUUAAGAGCUGCGUCUUGACAUGAUUUGUGGCAGAAGCCGUUUUCCUUGUUCAGCCAUCUGUUUGUGUUCUAUGAUGCACAGAAUGGGCUCUGCUGCUUCGCAUACCCUCAACUUAUGAGAGGACUCUUACCCUGCUCACGAUCUUUAUUGCCUUUUUUUUGUAAUGACAAUGCAAACGCGGCCUUUUGAUUCCUGCAACCUGACUAAAAAGGGGGCACUUUGAAUUCUCCAUAAGUACAUUAUCAUUAUCUACCUGCUUCUGGUGCAUCAAGACAUCACAGGAUUGUAUGAUUUGGCCUUAGCAUUAAGGGUUAUGGUCUGUCAUACACUUCCAGAUCAUUAUAAUGUAUCUUAUAAGCAUUUUUUGAUUGCUGCCUGAUCAGACCCCUCGCUCACCUGCAAUGGCUUGUCCUUAUUAGUCUUGUACAUUAAUGCAGUGCUAUAUUGAAAUGGCUGUUAUUUGAUAUCUUCAAAGCACACUGAGUGAAGCAAAAUAAACUAGUAUAAAAGUG
Messenger RNA from Pseudoliparis swirei, 4287 nucleotides. It is a transcript of the gene usp4, whose product is annotated as ubiquitin specific peptidase 4 (proto-oncogene). Gene Ontology annotation, biological process: protein deubiquitination. The record is from RefSeq and is a predicted model, not a curated record. The transcript is spliced from 22 exons. Lineage: Eukaryota; Metazoa; Chordata; Actinopteri; Perciformes; Liparidae. The coding region runs from base 16 to 3132 and encodes 1038 amino acids. Gene Ontology annotation, molecular function: cysteine-type deubiquitinase activity.